Setaria italica (foxtail millet) is the source of this 2820-nucleotide messenger RNA. RefSeq names its product G-type lectin S-receptor-like serine/threonine-protein kinase B120. The record is from RefSeq and is a predicted model, not a curated record. Lineage: Eukaryota; Viridiplantae; Streptophyta; Magnoliopsida; Poales; Poaceae. Gene Ontology annotation, biological process: recognition of pollen; protein phosphorylation. The transcript is spliced from 7 exons. The coding region runs from base 149 to 2596 and encodes 815 amino acids. Gene Ontology annotation, molecular function: ATP binding; protein serine/threonine kinase activity.
CCAUUCGUUUGUCUGGUCUGCCCUGCACUCUGGUUAGGUCCUUGCUCUUUUGAUCCGUUGACUCUGCCAUCCUAGUGAGUCACAUACGAUUACAUGUAUACAUGCUACCUUCUUCACACUUCACAGGCAAACAAAGAAGAAGGGGGUGAUGGAUGUGGCCUCCCUUCCUGUCCUUGCGUUCUUAUUCUUGAUAUUGAGUUCUCUCUGCCAAUGCAAUGACCAAAUGACACAAGGAAAGCCACUCUCUCCUGGCGACAUGCUUAUCUCUGAAGGUGAGGUCUUUGCUCUUGGUUUCUUCUCCCCAGCCAACUCCAGUAAGAAUUUAUACAUUGGAAUUUGGUACCACAACAUCGCCAAGCGCACCGUGGUGUGGGUUGCAAAUCGUGACAACCCAAUCACCGCACCUUCAUCAGCGAGGCUUGCCAUCACCAACAAUUUAGAGCUGUUGUUGUCCGACUCAAAAGGACACACUCUUUGGACAACCACAAACAAUGUUAACAUUGGAGGUGCUGGAGCUUUUGCAGUGCUGCUCAACUCGGGGAACUUUGUCCUUCGACUGCAAAACGGCACAGACAUAUGGCAAAGCUUUGAUCACCCAACCGACACCAUCCUUCCAACCAUGAGAUUCUUGUUGAGCUAUAGGGCACAUGUGGCCACCCGCCUCAUUGCAUGGAAGGGCCUUGAUGAUCCAUCUACAGGGGACAUCUCCAGCAGCAUCGAUCCUCGCUCAAACCUUCAGGUCUUCAUUUGGAAUGGGACUUUGCCAUACUACCGCACUGCUAUAGUUAGUGAUCUCUCAGUGUCCGGCAGCAUAUACCAGAGAAAUGCUGCCUAUUUCUUGUACCAAACGGUAGUCAACACAGGGGACAACUUCUACUAUAGUUACACAGCUUCUGACAGCUCACCAUACACACGUGUCUUGCUAGACUACACUGGCAAAAUGAGUCUCCUGAUCUGGAACAACAUCACAUCAUUAUGGACGGUCGUUUCUGAGCCCCCAAGCGGUUGUGAUCUCUACGCCUCAUGCGGCCCAUUUGGUUACUGCGACCACACGGGGGUUGCCCCAACAUGUCAAUGCCUUGAUGGAUUCGAGCCUGUAGACACUGUCAACUUUUCAAGGGGAUGCCGGAGAAAGGAAGCGCUGAAAUGUGGACAGGAAAACCAUUUCUUGACCUUGCCUGGAAUGAAGAUUCCUGACAAGUUUGUGCACAUCAGGAACAGAAGCUUCGACCAAUGCGAAGCUGAGUGCAGCAGAAAUUGCUCCUGCUUGGCAUAUGCUUACGCCUACUUGAGUAAUGCUGGCACCAUGGGCGAUACAUCAAGGUGCUUGGUUUGGACUGGGGUUCUCAUUGACACUGGUAAGGCCACAACUGCACCUGCGAACUUGUAUCUCCGACUUGGAGGGUCUCCAGUUAAAAAUAAGAGCAAUUUAGCAAAGAUUCUACUCCCUAUUAUUGCAUGCCUGCUGUUAAUUGCAACCACAGCCCUUCUCUGGAUAUACAAAUACAGAGGUAAAUGGAAACAGAAGGAAAUCCAAAAGAGAAGGAUGCUAGAAUACUUGAGGUCUACAGAUGAAGAUGGGGACAAAAAUAUAGAGUACCCUUUUAUUAGCUUUGAAGACAUUGUUGUAGCAACAGAUAAUUUCUCAGAGUCCAAUAUGAUUGGGAAGGGAGGUUUUGGAAAAGUGUACAAGGGAGUGUUGCAAGAUGCCACGGAAGUAGCCAUCAAGAGACUUGGUAAGGGUUCUGGACAAGGCACUGAAGAGUUUAGAAAUGAAGUGGUCUUGAUUGCAAAAUUACAGCACAGGAACCUAGCUAAGCUUCUCGGUUACUGUAUUCAUGAAGAUGAGAAGUUGUUGGUAUAUGAGUACUUAUCUAACAAAAGCUUGGAUUACUUCCUCUUUGACUCUGAAAGAAAGCCAGUGCUUCAAUGGCCAUCAAGGCAUAAGAUAAUCCAAGGGGUAGCCAGAGGAAUUCUUUACCUCCAUCAAGAUUCAAGACUAACAAUAAUUCAUAGAGAUCUCAAAGCAAGCAACAUCUUGUUAGAUAAAGAGAUGAUCCCUAAGAUAUCAGAUUUUGGUAUGGCUAGGAUAUUCUGUAGCGAUCAACACCAAGCAAAUACUAAUCGGGUUGUUGGGACAUAUGGUUACAUGUCGCCUGAAUAUGCAAUGGAAGGUGCAUUUUCAGUCAAGUCUGACACCUACAGCUUUGGUGUUCUACUAUUAGAGGUUGUGAGUGGAUUAAAAAUUAGCUCACCACACCUUAUCAUUGAUUUUCCUAAUCUUAUAGUCUAUGCAUGGAACCUAUGGAAGGAUGGAAAAACAGAAAAUUUGGUGGACUCGUCUGUUAAGGAGAAUUGUCCCCUAGACGAAGUUUCACGAUUCAUCCACAUUGGACUUUUGUGUGUUCAAGACAGUCCAGAUUGUAGGCCACUAAUGUCAGCAGUUGUGUCCAUGCUGGAGAACAAAACCAUACAGCUCCCGAUACCAAUGCAACCUAUGUAUUUUGCACGCAGAGAUGCUGAACCUGGAAGAAACGGUGAUAACAUGGCAUUUUCCUCGAACGAUAUGGGCUUCACGGAGCUCGAAGGCCGUUAAAUGUUCAUGACAACUUUUACUCUAGGUGAAUUUCAGCAAUUUGGAAUAGUGUAACAAUUUUUGCAAUCAUUAAAUCUUUGCUUAACUGUACAUGGGUAGUUUUCAGCAUAUCUGAUGGUUCCGUCUGCACUGUUACUACAUGAAAAAAGCUAAGCUCGAGUUGAAUGCACGUGAGAAAAGAAAGAACUAUGAAUGGUACAAGAAGAAUUGAUGAUCUUUAUACG